GCCUUUUGGGCAAUUAGCAUUUCUAUUCAACAACUAAAGCCCAAACCCAGAAAGGCAGAAACUGCACUGCAGCGUUGGUGGUGGCAACUUGCAACUUUAAACCCUUUCCACAGCCAACCUCUCCCACUCCUUCCCUCCACCUAUGGCUUCCAGGCGUUUGAGGGCAUUCAAGCGGUGGAUGAAGUCGAAGGGGCUCGAAUGGAGCGAUGCACUGGAGUUUGUGGACACCCCAGAAGAAGGAGUUGAAGUGAGAGCAUUGUGCCAGUUGAAGGAAGGUGAUGUUGUGGCCAAGAUGCCAAAGGAAGCUUGCCUCACCACAAAGACCAGUGGGGCACGUAAGAUCAUUGAAGAGGCUGGUUUGGAUGGUCAUUUGGGGCUUGCAUUUGCUAUCAUGUAUGAGAGAAGCUUGGAUGGGGACUCUCCUUUUGCUGGCUACCUUCAACUCUUGCCUCACCAAGAGUGUGUGCCAAUUGUUUGGACCCUCGAUGAAGUAAACGAGCUUUUGUGUGGUACUGAGCUUCAUCAGACAGUGCAAGAAGACAAGGCUCUGAUUUAUGAUGACUGGAAAGAGAAUAUUCUACCCCUAUUGGAUUUAGCACCUUUAAAACUAAAUCCAAAGUUCUUUGGCGUAGAACAAUACUUUGCAGCAAAAAGUCUUAUAUCUUCACGAUCUUUUGAGAUUGAUGAUUACCAUGGUUUUGGCAUGGUUCCCUUGGCAGAUCUAUUCAAUCAUAAAACAGGUGCCGAGGAUGUGCAUUUCACUGCUAUGUCCUCUAAUGAUGAGUCUGAUACUGAUGUUGAUGGCUGUAACGAUGAUGAGGGCAUUGUCAAGGAAGAAACAUUGGCUCAAAAUUCCUCUAUAGAUAUGACCGUGUUAAAUAAUGGGAACUGCAAUGUUAGUGACUCGGAUAGUUCUUCAGUUAGUGAUGGUGAUACUUCUAUGCUGGAGAUGAUUAUGAUAAAAGAUGUCAGCAGUGGAACUGAGGUAUUUAAUACUUAUGGGCUAUUGGGUAAUGCUGCUUUGCUUCAUAGAUAUGGAUUUACUGAGCAAGAUAAUUCCUAUGAUAUUGUAAACAUAGAUAUGGAACUGGUACUUCAAUGGUGUACUUCUGUGUUUUCUGACCGCCACAGUAGAGCAAGAGUUUCCCUUUGGAGAAAGUUAGGCUAUUCUGCAUGUGGCAGCCAAAACUCUGAAUAUUUUGAGAUCUCAUUUGAUGGAGAACCACAGAUUGAACUCCUCGUUUUAUUGCACAUCAUGUUAUUACCAGAUAAUGCCUACCAUAAGUUAGACCUAUCGGUUGCUGGAAAUUGUGAUGAAUCAAGUGGAACCACCUUUCUGAAUGGUAAUAUCUUUCCUAGUAAAGCAUUUAAUAUGAGCAAGAAAUCCUUGCUGCCUAAAAAAGUUUGUGAUGUCCUGUCGUCACUUGCUGAUAUGAGGGAGAGUCUCUAUGGCUUGAAAUCAAUUGAAGAUGAUAUUGAGGCAUUGGGAAGGUGUAGUUUAGUUAGAGAGAGAAAGCUGUAUCAUUCUUUGAUGCUGCGCAUCAAUGAAAGGAAGAUCCUCCAGAGGCUCAGAAAUUAUGCUUCACAGCCAUUUAAAAAUAAAAUCACUAACCAUAGUUCUCCGAGGAAGAAGUUGAAAAGAACAACAAAGAAAACGAGUUGAUUCUUUUAGUGUUUACUUUAUUUAUUUUUCCAUGAGAUGCUAACUUAUAUUUUGGCGCACCAAGUCAUUGGCCUAUGCAAAGUAGCAAAGCCGUCUCUCUCAUUUGUCGCAUUUGGUUUUUGGUCAGCAAUAAAACAUGAUGUAUCGUUUUUCUUUUAUUAGUUCUAUAAUGUACCAUUUGUGUUUCUAUCAUUUAUGUCAUGAUCUUUCAUCUCAUGCUCUUAUGUUGAUAUAUUUUCCUCUUGUACAGUUAUGAUGUAUCAAAUGAUUGAGGAAAACCUUAUGUGAGAUGACAAAAUGAGGGAAUAUAUAAUGAGUUUGAAUAAUGUAAA
Glycine soja is the source of this 1995-nucleotide messenger RNA. RefSeq names its product ribosomal lysine N-methyltransferase 3-like. Gene Ontology annotation, biological process: peptidyl-lysine monomethylation. Gene Ontology annotation, molecular function: protein-lysine N-methyltransferase activity; protein binding. Gene Ontology annotation, cellular component: nucleus. Lineage: Eukaryota; Viridiplantae; Streptophyta; Magnoliopsida; Fabales; Fabaceae. The transcript is spliced from 5 exons. The coding region runs from base 143 to 1663 and encodes 506 amino acids. The record is from RefSeq and is a predicted model, not a curated record.